Molecule: messenger RNA, 1329 nt
Organism: Cynocephalus volans (Philippine flying lemur)
Lineage: Eukaryota; Metazoa; Chordata; Mammalia; Dermoptera; Cynocephalidae
Gene: COL26A1
Product: collagen type XXVI alpha 1 chain
Exons: 13
Coding region: 1-1329 (442 amino acids)
Molecular function (GO): protein binding
Source: RefSeq, a predicted model, not a curated record
AUGAAGCUGGCCCUCCUCCUGCCUUGGGCGUACUGCUGCCUCUGCGGGUCGGCGCUGGCCACCGGCUUCCUCUACCCCUUCCCGGCCUCAGCCUUGCAGCAGCACAGCUACCCCGAGCCGGGCGCCGGCUCCCCCGGCAGCGGCUACGCGAGCCGCCGGCACUGGUGCCAUCACACAGUGACACGGACAGUGUCCUGCCAGGUGCAGAAUGGCUCGGAGACGGUGGUCCAGCGUGUGUACCAGAGCUGCCGGUGGCCAGGUCCCUGCGCCAAUCUUGUGAGUUACAGGACUCUGAUCAGACCCACGUACAGAGUGUCCUACCGCACGGUGACUGCGCUGGAGUGGAGGUGCUGCCCUGGCUUCACCGGGAGCAACUGUGACGAGGAAUGCAUGAACUGUACUCGGCUCAGCGACAUGAGCGAGCGGCUGACCACGCUGGAGGCCAAGGUUCUCCUGCUGGAAGCAGCAGAGCGGCCCUCGGGCCCAGACAACGACCUGCCAGCCCCGCAGAGCACUCCGCCGCCCUGGAACGAGGACUUCCUCCCUGAUGCCAUCCCUCUUGCCCACCCGGGACCCCGAAGGAGAAGACCCACAGGUCUGGCCGGGCCCCCAGGGCAGACAGGACCACCAGGGCCUGCAGGUCCCCCAGGCUCCAAAGGUGACCAGGGCCAGACUGGAGAGAAGGGCCCAGCGGGGCCUCCUGGGCUAUUGGGGCCGCCAGGGCCCCGUGGACUUCCUGGAGAGAUGGGGCGCCCUGGUCCCCCAGGACCCCCCGGCCCAGCAGGCAGCCCAGGCCUCUCUCCAAAUGGCCCCCAAGGUGUCCUCUACUCCCUGCAGCCACCUACAGACAAAGACAAUGGAGACUCACAGCUGGCAUCUGCCAUCGUGGACACCGUGCUGGCAGGCGUCCCAGGGCCCCGGGGCCCCCCCGGCCCACCAGGUCCCCCUGGACCACAUGGUCCCCCAGGACCGCCAGGAACACCCGGAUCCCAGGGCCUGGCUGGGGAGCAGGGCAUGGCUGGGCCAUCUGGUGAGCCUGGAGUGGACGGGGAGGGCGGGGAGAAGGCCGCCACCUCUGCAGAGGGCGAGGGGGUGCAGCAGCUGCGGGAGGCCCUGAAGAUCCUGGCUGAGAGGGUCCUCAUUCUGGAGCACAUGAUUGGGAUCCACGAUCCCCUGGCCUCCCCUGAGGGGGGCUCCGGCCAGGAUGCCGCCCUGAGAGCCAGCCUCAAGAUGAAGCGCGGUGGCCCUCAUGCUGAUGGCGCCCUUGCUGUCCUGCUUGGUCCCAACCCUGGGCAGAAGAACGCUGAUGGAGCCAGUGACAGGAAGUAA